ACGCGGGCGGGCGGCGCCUAGGAGGAGGCUCCCCGAGACAGAGCCAACCUGCCUUUAAGCCCCACGCCUUGGUUGAGGAAAUGACCAACCAGUACAGCAUUCUCUUCAAACAAGAACAAGCACAUGAGGAUGCUAUUUGGUCAGUGGCAUGGGGGGCGAACAAGAAAGAAUAUGCUGAUACGGUGGUCACAGGAUCUCUGGAUGACCUAGUGAAGGUCUGGAAAUGGCGUGAUGAAAGACUGGAACUGCAAUGGAGCCUGGAGGGACAUCAGCUGGGCGUGGUGUCUGUGGACAUCAGCCACACUCUGCCCAUCGCAGCAUCCAGCUCUCUGGAUGCCCAUAUUCGUCUAUGGGACUUGGAAAAUGGCAAACAAAUAAAGUCCAUAGAUGCAGGACCUGUGGAUGCCUGGACGUUGGCCUUUUCUCCUGAUUCGCAGUAUUUGGCCACAGGAACUCACAUAGGGAAAGUGAACAUUUUUGGUGUAGAAAGUGGGAAAAAGGAAUAUUCUUUGGACACGAGAGGAAAAUUCAUUCUGAGUAUCGCAUACAGUCCCGACGGGAAGUAUCUGGCCAGUGGAGCCAUAGACGGAAUCAUCAAUAUUUUUGACAUUGCAACUGGAAAACUUCUGCAUACGCUGGAAGGCCACGCCAUGCCCAUUCGCUCCUUGACUUUUUCCCCGGAUUCCCAGCUCCUUGUUACUGCUUCGGAUGACGGCUACAUCAAGAUCUAUGAUGUACAACACGCCAACCUGGCUGGCACGCUGAGUGGUCAUGCGUCCUGGGUGCUGAACGUGGCCUUCUGUCCUGACGACACACACUUUGUCUCCAGCUCUUCUGACAAAAGCGUCAAAGUGUGGGAUGUUGGAACGAGGACUUGUAUUCACACAUUCUUCGAUCACCAGGACCAGGUCUGGGGAGUAAAAUACAACGGAAAUGGCUCAAAAAUCGUUUCUGUCGGAGAUGACCAGGAAAUUCACAUCUACGAUUGUCCAAUUUAGAUGUCUUAAGUCUUCAAGCUCACACUGCAGAGAAAGUAAAUAGAUCGAUCUCGACAUUCCUUACCUUUCUAGAUUGACAGUUGAACGUCGGACAUAGCAAAGACUGAAUUUUUGGAGUUAAACAGCUUUUUAUGUGUUAUUGGAAAUACUGUUCACACUUGGACAUAAAAGUGUUCUUAAUGCAAA
Suncus etruscus (white-toothed pygmy shrew) is the source of this 1184-nucleotide messenger RNA. RefSeq names its product SKI8 subunit of superkiller complex (gene SKIC8). The record is from RefSeq and is a predicted model, not a curated record. Gene Ontology annotation, molecular function: protein binding. Lineage: Eukaryota; Metazoa; Chordata; Mammalia; Eulipotyphla; Soricidae. Gene Ontology annotation, cellular component: Cdc73/Paf1 complex. The transcript is spliced from 11 exons. Bases 81 to 998 code for a protein of 305 amino acids.